CUUUAACAGUAGUAUAACUUUAGAUUCUGUUCCAAUUGAAAAUAUUUAAUAGAUUGACGGAUCAAUAUGAAGAUAACUUUAGGAAGUAUUUUGAUGCUCAUAGCACUAGCCAAUAUCAACGUGGGUAGUACAUACAGGUUGGAGAGGUCUCCACAAGAAAAACCAUGGGAAAUCAGUCACGUUACAAAAACAGAUGACGAUGGUAACCUCAACGCUGGUGUUAAUGUGAAAAAUGACAACUUUCAUGUAGGUUGGGACCAAAUUUUCGACGGAUCUGGUAAAUCCAAACCAAAUUUAAACAUAGGUGGUACAUAUAAGUUCAAGAGGUCUCCACAAGAAAAACCAUGGGAAAUUAGUCACGUUACGAAAACAAAUGAAGAUGGUAAUCUCAAUGCUGGCGUGAAUGUGAAAAAUGACAACUUAAAUAUAGGUUGGGACCAAGUUUUUGAUGGAUCUGGUAAAUCAAAACCAAAUUUUAACAUAGCUGGUACAUAUAGAUUCAAGAGGUCUCCUCAGAAAAAACAAUGGGAAAUUGGUCACAUUACAAACACAGAUGAAAAUGGUAACAUCAAAGCUGGUGUUAAUGUGAAACAUGAUAACUUUAAUUUUGGUUGGGAUCAAGUUUUUGACGGUUCAGGUAAAUCUAAACCAAGUUUCAACUUCAAAAUUUAAGAAUUUUCUUGGAUUGAGCCUUAGAUAUCACUUUUUGAAAUUUAGUUGCGAAUCAAACACAGAUCAAAAUUUAAAUGCUAGUAAUGGUUUUGAUGCAAAUAUUUCGGUUGUCACAAAGUUUUUAAUGGUUCCAGUUCAUGCAAAUCAUGCACUAAGAAUGUAGUAGUUUCUUUAUUUUUCUGAAUAUAUUUUUGGAAAGAAGUGAGAAGUUACAAAUGUGA
Psylliodes chrysocephalus is the source of this 893-nucleotide messenger RNA. The record is from the annotation of a GenBank genome assembly. NCBI's taxonomy places the organism in Eukaryota, Metazoa, Arthropoda, Insecta, Coleoptera, Chrysomelidae.